This is a messenger RNA of Rotaria sordida, 882 nucleotides long. The record is from the annotation of a GenBank genome assembly. NCBI's taxonomy places the organism in Eukaryota, Metazoa, Rotifera, Eurotatoria, Philodinida, Philodinidae.
AUGGAUAAGAAUCAUUUACGUGGAAUUAUAUUAAAACUUCAGGAUUGUUUAAGUGAUAAUGAUCGACAACGUUUACAUUUUUUUCUCGGAGAUACUGUACCACGACAAAUUAGAGAUGAUCAAACACUAAAUGGUACUCUUAGAUUGAUGGAAUCACUUUUUGAUCAAGAUAAAAUCAAUGAACGAGAUGUUACAUUUUUAAUCAAUACCUUUAAUGCAAUUCAAUGUAAUGAUGCUGUCAAAAUUCUCAAUGAACAUAUGAAACGGAUGCAAUCAAAUUGGUUACAUAAAUCAACACAAAGUAUAUCACCAAUGAUUCCAUCAUUCAUUGAUCAAGUUAUUAUGGAUCAAGAAGAUAAAAAUUCUACUCAAACUUGUAUUAUUAUCAUCAAACCCGGUCAAAAAUUUGGUGGUACAAGUGGUGACGACUUCAAUGAUUCAUUAUUGCCAGAUUUCACUUGUCAUCAUUUAAGUGCAAUCGGUGUUUAUGCUCAUGAUGAUAAUAUCGAAUCAUAUCAAUUUUUCUAUUCUUUAGAUAAUGAUAAUCAACUCACAAUAGAAUCACAAAUUCAUGGCAAUCAAGAUUCUAAAAUGAUAACAAUGUUUGAAUUUGAUAAAGAUGAAAAGAUUGAUUCAGUAGAAGGACAGAUUAUUAAUGAAAACAUUGUCUCUCCUAACGGCACAAAUCUAACAAUAUCACGAAUUACAGGACUUCAAUUCUUUUCAACAAAAGGUCGAGCGAGUCUAUCAUAUAAUGGACAAUUGGGACAAACAUUUACCGAAAACUUUGAUCAAUACACUUUAGGCUAUGUUACUGGUAAAGCAACUCAUUAUAUUAAUCAAUUACAGUUCUUUUGGUAUCCAACAGAUUAUAAAUGUUAA